This is a messenger RNA of Leptomonas pyrrhocoris, 1879 nucleotides long. RefSeq lists its product as hypothetical. The coding region runs from base 161 to 1879 and encodes 572 amino acids. The transcript has a single exon. NCBI's taxonomy places the organism in Eukaryota, Euglenozoa, Kinetoplastea, Trypanosomatida, Trypanosomatidae. The record is from RefSeq and is a predicted model, not a curated record.
AGAGCAAAUGAAGUGGCUCACCGAGGAAACAAAUCCGAGCAGGUUUACUUCCCUCCCCCUCCACCGGUCACACGCAAAACUACCACUAGUAGUAGUCGUGCUAGUAUACGGUUCGAAUGCUUGACGUUUACUAACACCACAAACAAUAGAUCACACCAUCAUGUUUCCCAUGCCGUCGAUGCACAGCGUGCCACCGUCGUCGCGGCCAAGCACGCUGGUCACCGGCACCGGGAUGCCCUCCGAGGCAAACCUGAGCCGACUGCGGAGCCGCUUGCGCCAGUCCGGCGCGAUUAUGUCGUCCCGCUCCGUCGCCAGCCGCGCAGACGCGCACGUUGACUUUGAAGUGGUGGACGUCGGCGAGGGCCACCACCCGACGGCGGUGGAGCAGCUGCUGGCGCGUCUGGAGCAACACGGUCUGCGACGUCGGUUGGCCGCGGAAGACGACGCCGCGGCCUACGCGGUAGAUGUGGCGGUACGCACCAGCGAGGAAGGGCAUUGUGACGGGAGCCCGACCUCUGCGGGCAGCGAAGACGGCGUUCGGGAAAAGAGUCGGGCAACGGAGAGCAAUUCCGCAGCAGUCGGCACCUCGUCCAUAGGGUCGGUGUUCGCGAGCCGCCAUGGAGACGCUGACGCCCGCGAACCCUAUUAUUACCUCUGCGUUCCGUGCGAGCUGCGCCUCACGCGGAUCAGCCGUCGUGCACCGCCAUGGCGGGCGCUGGAGGACGUGCACUUCCACUUCUCCUCCGCCGCCCACCGCUCCACCGCAGCGUGGAUGGCGGACGACGACAUCGACGAGACACUCCGGUGCACCCCGCUGAUUGCACCCACCAAUCAAUACAGCCGCAUUUUUCUCAAUGGCGUCCCUACGCUCUUGUCGCGGCGCCCGGGCGGCGGGGACAUGUUCUACCCUCUGCCGCACGAGAUGGAAGCAGCGCGGCCGCCACCGCGUGGCCGGGGAGUGGCGCACGAGUCGGCUCUGUCCUCGCGUGCAUCGUCGUUGGGUGCGGCGUCGAGCCCGUUUCCGCUUUUCCCGCUCGCAUCUGCGCGUGGGGAAAGUGGCGGGGCCGCCGUGCUGUGGCACCGUGCUCUUCCCAGCGUCUACACCGCCAAGGUUCAGCUGCUCCGCCGGUCGUCGUUGGCGGCACCGGUAAAGAAGCCGCAACUGGAGGAGCAGCACCAGCGAAGGCAGCGACAGAAAGUGUACCGUGUGCCGCGGCGCCGCGCACGAGUGCAGGUGUACGUGGAUCACGUGGACCUGCAGACGUACAGCGCACACUCGCGGCUCCCACCGUUGAAGAUCCCCCUGACGCCGGUUGUGCUGCCCAUCCACCGCGCGCGCAUGGCAAAGAUGCUCUUGAAGCUGGAGGUCUCACCAACGGCGAAAACUCCCGUGGAAAGCGAACCACACGCGGAUGCGGAAGCGGUGCCGGAGUCGAUACGCGUCGAUGAUCCGCACCGAACCGUCUAUGCGCAGUCAUACGUACCCAUCGCAAAAGGCUGGCGCGACUUCCACAAACAAGGCGGUGGUCUUCACACCGUUGAAGCGCCUAUGCCUUUAACGGUGUUUGAAGAGGAAAGCUACCGUGUCGCUUUGGUGUCCGCAGAGGAUCAGCAAAGUCGACUGCGCCGCCUCCCCUCCCUCGCGUCACGGGAGUCGAUGCGCGAGGAGGGGGCACCGGUGGUGUUAACGCGUGCGUUGUUGACACAGCACACCCAAACUACAUCCGAUACGUGGCAGUCGCCGACCGGGUCAGACGUCGGCGCGUCGAUGGCGUCCUCCACGCAACGUGCGUCGCGUUCGCGCCAGAGCAGCGUGAGUCGGAGUUUCCCUCCCCCCAGUCGUUCGCAGUCCGCGGCGCCGUCGAGGAGAGACGUGUAA